This is a messenger RNA of Knipowitschia caucasica, 444 nucleotides long. The record is from the annotation of a GenBank genome assembly. Lineage: Eukaryota; Metazoa; Chordata; Actinopteri; Gobiiformes; Gobiidae.
AUGGUUCUGGCCCAGUAUCCUCUGCUUCGGGAGGAGAUGGAGAGGAUCGUAACGCAGCACAUCAGAGACCGAGAGAACGCCACCAAGGAACAGGUGCUGCUGCUGAUCGACAUCGAACUGUCCUACAUGAACACCAACCACGAAGACUUCAUUGGAUUUGCAAACGCUCAGCAGAGGAUCAACCAAAUGAACAAGAAAAAGGCGGCUGGAAAUCAGGAUGAGAUCAUGCCUGAGAGAGGAGCUAACGAUCGCUUCAAGGUGAUCCGGAAGGGCUGGCUCACCAUCAACAACAUCAGCAUCAUGAAGGGCGGGGCCAAAGAGUACUGGUUCAUCCUCACCGCGGAGUCUCUCUCCUGGUACAAGGACGAUGAGCGUUUGUGGUUGGACUUUUCUUUUUGGACUGGAGAGGAGAGAGAAGGAGACAAAGCAGGGGGUUUCUCAUGA